This is a messenger RNA of Rhodotorula graminis WP1, 1258 nucleotides long. Its product is annotated as carbohydrate esterase family 16 protein. Gene Ontology annotation, molecular function: hydrolase activity, acting on ester bonds. The record is from RefSeq and is a predicted model, not a curated record. The transcript is spliced from 9 exons. The coding region runs from base 1 to 1152 and encodes 383 amino acids. NCBI's taxonomy places the organism in Eukaryota, Fungi, Basidiomycota, Microbotryomycetes, Sporidiobolales, Sporidiobolaceae.
AUGCUGGGCCUUGCCGCGCUCGCCGCCGCGGGCGUGACGCUCCUCGGCUCCCUCGUCGCUCCUUCUUCCGCCGCCGCCGCGCCGGCGCUCCCCUCGUUCGCUUCCAUCGAGACCCUCUUCAGUUUCGGUGACUCGUACAGCACUGUGGGCUACAAGCCACAGGACGGCCUCUUGCCCCUUCCCGGCGUCGGCGGGACGACCUCGGGUGGUUACAACUGGGUCCAGUUCCUCGCGUUUAUGCAGAACGCGUCCUACUUCGACUUUGCGCAGUCGGCGGCGACCGUCAACAACUCGAUCAUCCACAUCAACCGCGGCGAGACGCCGCCGAGCUUCGACAUCCAGCUCGCGACGUUCGAGGAGUACUUUGCCGGCGCCGAGCCCGAGAUCCCGUGGACGAGCGACAAGUCGCUUUUCACUGUCUUCUUCGGCAUCAACGACAUCGGCUUCACCGUCCUCCAGGACUCGCACAACGCGAGCGAGAUCGUGCCCAAGAUCGUCCAGUCGUACGAGGCGAGCGUCUCGCAGCUGUACGACCGAGGAGCUCGCAAGUUUCUCCUCAUCCUCAUGCCGCCGACGUACCGCACGCCCUACAUCAAGAGCUUUGGUGCCGAGACGGUGGCCAAGUUCAACACGACGAUCGACCUGUACGUCUCGACCCUGACGACCGCCGUCGCCGACCUCUCGACUAGGUACCCGGACGCCUCCUUCGUCACGUAUGACACGGCGCCCAUGUUCAACGCGAUCCUCGACGAUGCAGCGGCGUACGGCUUCAGUAUCUCGUCCACCUCGUGCUGGGCGUACUGGAACAAGCACGACCCGGAGCUCGAUCUUCCGUCGUGCGAGGCUCCGCUGGCCGAGUACGCCUGGGCCGACGACUAUCACCCGACGUGGGGUGUCCACAAGCUCGUCGCCGAGGACAUUGCCAAGACCCUGACCGGCUCGGUCCCGUCGAUCGUCGCUGCGCCGCCGGACGGUCGCACCAUCUCUCGCCGUGCGGCGCAGCCGGCGCGCAAGGCGAUCCGUCGCCGUCGGCCGGGGCACGGCAGCGCGCGCGGCAGUGGCGCGAGCGCACACGACGAGGCGGCGCACGCGCUCAUGCGCGAGCGGAUGCGCAGGAGCUGGGCCGGGCUGGCCAUGGCCGGCGAGGACUGAGCGUGGCUCGAGCAAGCGGGGACGAGGAGCGAGGAGAAGGGAUAUCUGGUCGGCUGGGCCGCUGUAGCACGUACUCUGACUCCUCCUGUAUCUACCGUGUCAUUUG